Molecule: messenger RNA, 1500 nt
Organism: Pleurotus ostreatus (oyster mushroom)
Lineage: Eukaryota; Fungi; Basidiomycota; Agaricomycetes; Agaricales; Pleurotaceae
Exons: 1
Coding region: 1-1500 (499 amino acids)
Source: RefSeq, a predicted model, not a curated record
AUGACGCCCGACGCGGAGACGAAGUCUUCUACCAACCUUUCCCAGUUUCCUGUAGAGCUCAUUGCGGAGAUAUUUGUCCUUGCUCAAGGUUCUGGCCACUGUUUCCCAUUAAGGACGCCACACCGAUCCAAUGACUGGAAACAGAGGACGUGGUUGAAUGUAGCAGGCGUCUCUCGUCAAUGGAGAGAGGUCGCCCUCGAUACCCCACAGCUAUGGGAUACACUCGAUCUUACGUCCGUCGCUUCUGCAACUACAAUGUUGGAAAGAUCCAAAGGUGCGCCAUUGCGCGUUCGUUGUUGUCGUCCUUUCGAGUAUCCGUUGCACGAGUCGAUUGGAAAGGCGGUCAUCCAUCAGUUCCCAAGGAUUGAAGAGUUCAAUAUUUCGGGUGCUACGCAGGACAUGAUUCAACUCUUCCAAAAUUUCAGUUCCACGGAGUAUGCAUCUCUUCCGGUUCUUCAGACUCUUCGCAUGUCGAGCAAACUCGAUUGCAGCGGGCUCCUCUCGCUACCUCACCCACUUGUCUCCAGUCAUAUACCAGCGCUACGCCUCAUUGAACUCCAUAACCUCAAGCUCGACUCACCACUACCUCCUCUUCCACAAUUGGUACGCCUUCACAUGUCUUCACAAAGCGACGGCAAUGCAGUUUCGUGGGAGGUACUCCUCCAUUCUCUGUAUAAUACUCCGAACAUUGAGGAUCUGGCAAUAUCUUACGUCGCAUCGGGCUCACCAGACCCCGCCACCGCUAUGAGUGUCGAGCUCAGCUCCCUUCGCACUUUAAGCAUCAAGUCCAAGGAUCUCGCAUCUUCUGCCAUCUUCGACUACCUCAAAUGCCCCUCUUCUACGAAAGUAACAUUCAGCGUCUCGGCGUGUGUCAUUACUACCAUCCCGAGUCUAUCUGGUUUGCGGCAUCUGUUCUUCCAGCUUUGUCAAGACGACGCGCCGGCCAUACGCGAAGUUCGGGUCCAUUCCGGGGGAGCCCCACCACGCUAUCUUUCCAUCGCUGCAUAUUCCGCGAACGCAACCCCUGUUCGCGACAUCAUGUUUGAUUGCUAUGAGCCAACGACCCAUCUCGCUGAAAUAUGCGAGCAGCUGUGCAGCACUUUGCCCCGCCAGCACUUGGAAACUCUACGCCUCGACGGGUUGGAAGGAUUGCCCCAGUCAACAUGGUCGCGACUUCUCCAGAACAUGGACGCCAUCACGAGAGUGGAUGCCUCAAACAUCGCUUCCCCUUUCAUCCGCGCGUUGUCAAAGUCUAAAAACGCCGUGGCAACAACGCCUCUUCCGAAAUUGAAGACGCUCGUGCUGAGGUAUUGCGAGUUCGAGGACGCGUGCUUUAAUCCAGGGUGUGGGGAGAUGAUUCCGACUUUGAUGGACGUGCUACAGGAGCGCAAGGAAUUUGGGAUGGUGAUCCAGGAAUUAAAACUUCAGCGAUGUCAGAUUGGGGCUAAGAAAGUGGCGGAUCUUGGGGUCCACACAAAGGUUCAUUGGGAUCACGCCUAG